Messenger RNA from Passer domesticus (house sparrow), 40684 nucleotides. It is a transcript of the gene XKR6, whose product is annotated as XK related 6. Bases 41 to 1930 code for a protein of 629 amino acids. Gene Ontology annotation, cellular component: plasma membrane. Gene Ontology annotation, biological process: phosphatidylserine exposure on apoptotic cell surface; engulfment of apoptotic cell; apoptotic process involved in development. Lineage: Eukaryota; Metazoa; Chordata; Aves; Passeriformes; Passeridae. The transcript is spliced from 3 exons. The record is from RefSeq and is a predicted model, not a curated record.
GCGAACGGGCCGGGGACGCGGCGGCGGCGGCGGCAGCAAGAUGGCGGCCAAGUCGGAUGGCGGCGGCGGCGGCGGCGGCGGCGGCGGCAGCGGCUUCGCCCAGCUGCACAACCUGGACGAGGCGGCGGCGGCCACGGGCGGCGGCGUCGGGGCAGCGGCGGCCGAGGUGGCGGAGGAGCCGGGCGCAAGCAGCUCCUUGCACAUCUGCCACUGCUGCAACACGUCGUCUUGCUACUGGGGCUGCCGGAGCGCCUGCCUGCGGAACCUCUUCGGGCGGGCCGCCGCCACCGCCGCCGCCGAGCCGCUGGCCCCGCGCCCCCCCGCCGCCGCCGCCGAAGGGCCGCCGGAGGGCGGCGAGGCGGCCGAGCGGCCGUGGCUGGACUGCCUGUGGAUCGUGCUGGCGCUGCUGGUGCUGCUGGGGGAUGUGGGCACGGACCUGUGGCUGGCGCUGCACCACUACGGCCGGCGGGACUACUUGUGGUGCGGCCUCACCCUGGCCUUCGUGCUGCUGCCCUCGGUGCUGGUGCAGAUCCUGAGCUUCCGCUGGUUCGUGCAGGACUACACGGGCGGCGGGCUGGGCGCCGUGCAGGGGCUCAGCAGCCGCGGGCCGCCCAUGAUGGGGGGGACCGCGGGCCGGCGUGGGGGACCCGCCGGCGGGGUAGGAGGAGCCGGCGGCACCGCCACCCCCGGGGCGCAGCGCCUCUGCAGGAUCUCCGUCUGGGUCUGGCAGUCCGUCAUCCACCUGCUGCAGAUGGGGCAGGUCUGGAGGUAUAUCCGAACAAUGUACCUGGGGAUCCAGAGCCAGAGGCGGAAGGAACACCAGCGGCGUUUCUACUGGGCUAUGAUGUACGAAUAUGCAGACGUAAACAUGCUGCGCCUCCUGGAAACGUUCCUCGAGAGCGCCCCUCAACUGGUGCUACAGCUCUGCAUAAUGAUCCAAAAGAACCGUGCAGAAACAUUACCAUGUGUGUCCUCUGUGGCCUCCCUGAUGUCCCUGGCUUGGGUGCUAGCCUCCUAUCACAAGCUUCUUCGGGACUCUAGGGACGACAAGAAGAGUAUGAGCUACAGAGGGGCCCUCAUCCAUCUCUUCUGGCGCCUCUUCACCAUCUCAUCCCGAGUUAUUUCUUUUGCUCUCUUUGCUUCCAUCUUCCAGCUCUACUUUGGGAUCUUUGUAGUGGUCCAUUGGUGUGCCAUGGCUUUCUGGAUCAUCCAUGGUGGGACAGAUUUCUGCAUGUCUAAGUGGGAGGAGAUCCUCUUCAACAUGGUGGUAGGGAUUGUGUACAUUUUCUGCUGGUUUAAUGUCAAGGAAGGGCGGACUCGAUACCGAAUGUUUGCGUAUUACACGGUGGUCCUGACGGAGAACGCUGCCUUGACGCUCCUUUGGUAUUUUUACAGAGAUCCUGACACCACUGACUCCUAUGCCGUGCCAGCACUGUGUUGUGUCUUUCUUAGCUUUGCUGCUGGGAUAGCUUUGAUGCUGUUAUAUUAUGGUGUGCUGCAUCCCAUGGGGCCAAGAGCUAAGAUCUUUGCCAGCUCCUGUUGCGCCGAGCUGCUCUGGGGCAUUCCUUUGCCCCCCGAUGUUGAGCCCAUGGCGCCCCAAACCCCUGGGUACCGGGGGGCCCAGGCUACGCCCACCAGAGCGGUCACGGAGCAACAGGAGGAACUCACAGCUGACACUUGCUUGCCCGUUUUCCAGGUGAGAGCAAUGGUACCAUCUACUCCAUCUGGGCGACCCUACCCCCCCGAGGGGCCUCUCAUUAAGAUUGACAUCCCAAGAAAAAGAUAUCCUGCCUGGGAUGCUCAUUUUGUAGACAGGAGGUUAAGAAGAACUAUCAACAUCCUCCAAUAUGUCACCCCCACAGCUGUAGGUAUUAGGUAUAGAGAUGGACCUCUCUUAUAUGAGUUGCUACAAUAUGAAUCUUCACUUUAAAGCUCCUUAAAGCAAAAGUAAAAGAGGGGACCUUAUUUUUGUUUACGGUAAACACAGAUCAUGAAACAAACACAAACCUUCAGAUAAGCUUUCUUUCUGGUUGCUGUAUGUAUAAAAAAAAAAAGAUAUUCUCUAUGUUUUGUAAGUAAAAACAAAAAGAAAAACUUUUCUUUUGUUUUUUACACACAAGAAACAGUAUUUCAACUUCCACACCUAGGAUUCACAGGUGGAGAAGGAGGCAUCUCCACAUCAGUUUUAUACCGUACACCAAGUGUAGAACAUUAUUUAUGGGAUUGGUGCUGAUUGAAAAAUAAAAAAAAAAAAACAAACAAACAAACCUACAACUGCCUUAUGCCCUUAGGUGCUGAGUUUCAUUAAGUACUGUCACCUUUCUCAUGCAAAACUCUUUGAUGAUUAUAUGCCAGGAAAAAAAAAACAAAAGAAAAACCAACCAUCCAACUGAAAUGCAAACUUUAAAAUUAAAAAAAAAAAAAUUUAACAACAACAACAAAAAGAGAGAAAUGUAUGAAAAAAAAUAGUCCUGUUGCUCAUAUUGGAUUUAGCAGAAAAAACCCUCCAAAUGUCUAAAGAUAAGAAAGAAAAGAUAAGAAAGCAAAGCCAAGACAACCCCAAUGGAGUUUGAUUUUUCCAACAGCUGAAAUACAAAAUCAGGUCUGUAAGAUAAUUUGGCAAGGAAUUUAUAACACCAUUGGGCCAAGCCUUGACCGAGUCGUGUUAUAAAGGUGACCCCACCUUGGGACUGUUUUCCUCGUGGAAAUGGAUCCUGUACAAAGGUGGGAUUGUACCAUAUCAGUGUGAAAAUACAGGAUCUGAUCUUGUUCCCAACAAGUGCUCGUGCUAAAGCCCCACUGUCUCCAGUGGAGCAAAUACCAACAGUCUGAGCCCAGAAUAAGGCCUGCCACCUUGAUUUCUGGAAAAUGUGAAAUUAUCAAAAUUAUAAACCAAAAAUGCGAUCUGAAAGUACAUUUCCACAUAUCUAAUAAUUAUUUCAGUAAUAAUAAAACUCAGCAUGGUAGCAAAAAGCGAGUCAAUUUAAAGGCACAAUACUUGAUCAGUGACUGGCAAAAUAAUUUGACCUACUGUAUCAUUUUAAGGCUGUGAAAGGCAUACAUGUAUUAUUUGUAAUCUCGUGUAAGACCUGUCAUGUCUCAUUCAGUGCGAGCCUUAAAGUGAUUGUAAAGCAUCCUUUGUUCCAUUUUGGGGAUUUUUGGGUUUUGAUUUUUUGUUUUGUUUCUGUUUUGUUUUUAAGGAAAACAAAACAUGAAAAGUCGGGAUUAAAAAAAACACAAAAAACACAAAAAACAAACAACAACAAAACAACCAACAAAACUUCUUCAAACGGUAAUAACCUGUAAAACUGACUCACGUCUCGAGAUGAAUUUGGUGCUUUGUAUUUCUGUUGAUGUUGUUGUUGUGAUUUAGCUGAGAAAAUUCUUCGACUCGGUUACGUGUGGGGAACUGCUGAUAAAAACUGUCUCGUGUCACCCUCUACUGUAAGUACAUGGCGAGAAACAACAACCAGAGGAAACCCAAGAGCGUAGCGAGAGCGCCGUGGUUUAGCUUAGCCUUCCACCACCAGGAGAUGCUGCCACCUCCAAUGUUGGCAAAGCCCAGACGGUCCCGCCGAGGGCUGUGGGGUUGUCUUGACAUUUCCAAAUAACCCGCUCGGUGUCUGAACAUUCUCAUCUCUCUCGGAUUCUGUUUCUGUGCUGGAAUAUCUUGGGGCUUUUUUUUUCGAGUUAAAUCACCGGGUUUGCGUCUAUCCGACACUCUUUUUUUGUUUCGAGAGUAUUGCUCCUUUAAAGGAAUAUUCCCGUUUCAGGGCAUCUUUUCAAUCCCACCAUCCCUCGACUUGGGAGGGGAAAAACAACAACAACAAAAUGAGAUAUUUUUAAGUGAAUGCUGUAGUAUUUUCUGUGUGUAAUUGCAAUUUUUUAUUCCAGAAAUACUGUAACUGUCUAGGGUGCAAAACUCCCAUGCUGACCUAUUCUGAUAAGAAGAUCAGCAUGGAGGAAUAUUUUUUAAUUAUGAUUAUGAUUUUUUUUUAAUUUCAGGAAUCAGUUGUUUUUUUUAAUUAUGAUAGUGUUUAAAAAAACUAGUACCAAUUUUAUAUAACAGUUUAAAGAAGCUGAAUGCUUUCUUCGCCUGAAUAUACCUGAAGAGAAACAUUUUUUUCAAUCAGUGAUCCUUUGCAGUGUUCUGAGAAAACAUUGGGGUUUCUUCAGUUGUUUCAUUUUGUUUUGUAAAGGAAACUUUCAACUGGUGUCUGUCCCCUUCAAGGAGGACAGGGCUCCUUCACGCCAAACUAUAGACACACGGCAAAGUUUAUACAAAGCCAAAUUGUCAGUGGUACUGUAAUUCCCAGUCAAACUCCAUUUCAGGCAGAUGUUUCUGGGCUCUGAUUACAACCAAUGUGAUGGUCACAUUUUCAUGCAAAGGGAGGGAUUUGGUCUUGUCAUCCCCUGUCUAACUCCCCAGUCCCUUGUUUGCUCCGCACAUAAAUACAUACAUAUAUAUAUAUACAUGAACUGAUAUAUAUUUGUGAAAAGCUUUCAUUUCCCUUUUCCAUUGUCUGUGCCCCACAGCCAGUUCCUUCUCACGUGUUCUACUAACAUUUCACCCUGUUUCUCCCCUGAUCAGUGUGCUGUCUCCAUAAAAAGAGGUAAUUUGUGAAGUGAACUCGCUGUCCCCACCUGCUGAGUCCUAAAAACAUGGACGUGCCCAUCUUCCAGCUACAGGCCUGCAUUUCUCCUUCCAGAACUUUCUUUUGACUUGCCUUUAAUGUUAGCGUAGACUUAUCUUGAUCUAAUUCCCCAUGUAAAGGCUCCCCUUGGUCCUUGCAUGAAGAGCUCUCCUCCUCACAUUUGCAUUUCCGUGGCAAAAGCAUGAGAAAGGAAUGGAUGGCAAACAGCCCCUGCUGUUCCCAAGGGACCAUUUUUCCAGGAGGUGGCAUUCUUGUUUUCAAAAGCACCCUAAGAAGGUCCUGCUCCCCAAACUCAUCAACCCUGAGGUCUGGAAAUGUGGUGCUGAUCACUGACUCCAUUGAACAGCCGGACCCUUCCCACCAGGACAGUGACAACGAGCCAAGGCACAGUCACCAGGUGCCAGGAGGAGGAGACCCUUCAGUGUUGCCUCUCAUGAGCAACUCCAGCCUGCCUUCCCUCAGGAACGGGAUCUUACUCCACACCACCACACCAACAGCCGUCGCUUCCGCCCUGUGCCGGGAGUGGAGGGGCAAAACACUCUGGAAGUGUCCUUACUUCUCAAUGCAGUGCUAACUUCUCACAACCAAACCAGCUUAACCAAGGGCUUGACACGUCCCUGUUCCAAAGCCCUCCUCCUUCGUGGCUCGUAGUGUGGAUAACAACAAAGGCAGGUGCCUCCACUGCGAGUUAAGACUGUUUCACUACUUGCAUAAACUUUCUGCCUCUGCUUCUCCUUUCUUUGAAUGAUAUCCAUCAGCAUCUUCAUUUAGCAAAGGAUUUCCAGGGAGAGCCUCUGUCAUCCCUGAAGAACUAUUUCUUUUUCCGGGACUUCAUUACGGCCUUAACAUAAAGCACGUGCUCUGCCACUACUCCCAACAUGUUCCUGGUGGACAGUUUGGAGUGGUGACCAUUUCCUUUUGGGAUUACCUGUGAUCUUGUUGCCAAACAGCGCCUUUUGCCAAGCCAAAAGCUCAGGGUGGAAAACUACCCCAGCCCUUUAUUGGUACUAAUCUCAGUGCUAAGAGUCUCAUCCUCUCCUCCUGUUUUAUUUUUCUGCCCUUUGAAUUUUUGGUGUGCACUUUUGCAGGAUGGUCAGCAACUUCUUUUGGUUUCACUUUGAUUUUAACUCCUCAGCUUUUGCCUGGUACCUUUUUUAUGCCAUAUCCCACCUUCUGGCCAGAAGAUACUGCAUGAGGAGCUGUUCAAACCGCUGUGGAGAAGGUUGAGCCUGUAUCUAUUCACAAGAUUGGUGGGCAAGUUCUCUGGCACAUUUGUGGUGCUGGAUUCACCCUGGGAUCAUCUAAACCAGCCAAGUGUGCCAUGCCAGGGCAAUGCCAAGGCACCAGGGCUCCACCAUCCCGACUGUUAUUGCUCAAACCUUCCCUGGCAUGGUUUUGAUCCACUCCAAGGAGUUCUGGGCUCAGGAACAGCUUGCCCAGGCUUUGGCACCAGCCAGAGUUCAUCCCCAGUCGGCAGUUUGGAUGCAGCUGCUCCAUAUCAGGGGUGGAAGUUUUUCGGAAUCAGGAUGGGGCCAGCACUACUCAGUUGACUUUGUGGCCAGAAUGGAUCCUGAAAGAGCUUAAUUUCCUGAUAAAGAUGUAACUCCAUGCCACAGACCAGGAUGCAGAAGGUGGUGGAGUACGUCAGCUCCGAGCUGGCAUUUUUCUGUUUUCUGCCUGAUUCAAUGGACAAGUUAUUUUUCAGUUCACUUUGUUCCUUUUGCUGAGGUUGUUUUGCAAACUGCAUCACUUUUAUGGCUCGGAUGUCAACCCAUCCAUCCCUCCAUCCAUGUCAGAUGGAUGGCAUGUUUACUGUGAUAGUGUUACACAUCCAUAGGCAGCUAAUUCAGAGACAGGAAUCAUUCAGACCAUAGCAAAUCAACGGUGGAAACACAGGAAUUACAAGGUCCUUGCCCAUGCCCUUGUCAUGCUUUGCCACCCAUACGAGGCAUUUUUCAUCUGCAGCUAAUCCAACCUGAACUGUAGAAAAGGAGCCAAUGGUGAAUAUUUAUCACUCCAAAGUGCAAGCGAGACACCCAUUUCAAGUGUAAAUAUAUAUAUUUUCAGUGUUUGGGAUUGGUGCUACUUCUCUGCUUCACCCCAUCCUUUUGUGCACCUGCCAAAAGUCAGCAGUCAUUUGCAUGUAUUUUUAUUUCAAGCUGACUGGAUGAAAUGGCAAAAUUAAUUCCAAGCUUUAGUGAAUUGUCUGCUAAAACCUGGCUCACGAGAGGAGCAUCACUAUUGACUUUCAGAGUGCAACCACCCCGUGCUCUCUAGAUAUAUUUUUGUACACACAAGAUUCACUUCACAAUUUAUCCCACCCCUGGCCCUGCAUGUCACACCUGUCACCUGCAUACCUGCAGCAUGACUAAACCUCCUGAAGAAAAUGUGGUCUGAGGUUAGUCCAGCAUGAUUUCAUUGAAGCUCAGAGGUGCUUUGAAAAGGAAAACUUACUACUGUGCAUUUGCAAAACCUUUUAGUGCCUGCUUGCUGGGCAGCUUGGGCAGGAGACAAUUGGGAAGCUGCCGGAGUCAGUGGAAAUUUGUGGAGACAGGCUUUCCUAGGAUUUUUCCUUCUUUUACUGGGUUUGCUUUCCUCUGGGUUCUGCUCAGAUCGAAUGUGGUCCUGCAAAAGAAAACCCACCAGAAAACAAAAACCCAAAUAACCAUGACAAAAUAAGGUCUAUGUCAAUCCCCACAGAAGCUGAGGUGGCUGAUGUAGGAUGGUAGGGAUGAUGUGAACUCUGUUGUGGACCCUUUGCAUGCUGUUCUUUUGGCAGUUGUCUCAAGCCCUGGGGGCUUUGGGAAUGGUGCUUUCCCAGGUUAUGAUUGCUGGUUUUAUUUUUCCUUGAAGCUCAGGUGUAUUCUGGUGCAGAGAAUCUCAGCCUGGUUUGAACGAGGAGAUUUGAGGCUAUCCCAAAUAGACGUGGGCAAACCUUUCACUGUGUGCAGAACGCAUUUCCAGACCUUUGGGUACCGCUAGAGGUUGUUGCAAUCCACUUAAUUCUCCAUGAGCACGUUCAGAAUCGCUUCAUUGUUCUGUUGUGUUUGAACUUGGGAAUAAUGGUGGUUACUCUUUCCUGUCGAGGUGUGAUGUGAAGAAAGGGAGGAGUUUUCCUGCUGGGCUGGGUAUUGCCUGUGUUCAACCCUUGUUCCUUACUUGAAGCUCAGACAGUGGGAUAAUGAGAAAAAUGGGAAAAUGAGAUGACAGAUCGCUGCAUAUGUUCCAUUGGCUCUUCACUGAUGAGGAGGGAGGCAACUGGUGACUAUUAAAAUAAAUCUGCAUAAACCAUCUGGACCUCAAUGUAUAUUCAGACAUGCACAGAACCCAAUUGGAAAGUGAUGAUGUUGAUAAAAUAAUGUGGAUAGCUUUUCCUGUCCUAUAUUAAGAACCUAAAAACCAAACCAAACCAAAACCAAGCCCUGCAAAUGGAAAAAAAUUAUUUGACAGCAGAAACCUUCCUGUGCCCUCCCCAUUCCUUUGGGACACAUGCAGCAAGGCAACUGUUUGAAAGCCAGGCACUUUGUAAUCCGCGGAGUUAAUUGGAUUUGUGCAAUGCUGUGUUUGUCAGAUGGUCUCUUACAGAGAGCGUAGGAAGUGGCCACGGUCUAAAAGUCAUUGCAGAUUUUUGGGUGACAGUACUCCUGGGUUUCGACCCCAGCUCUGCCACGAAGUUGCUGUGUAACCUUGGGCAAGUGAUUUAACCUUUCUGUGCCUACAGUUUACCCAUCUGUACAUGGGUAUAAUAAUAUUUACCUACCUCACAGGGGUGUUGUGAGGCUUAAGUUAACGCGUGUGAGAGGUGCUGGAAGUGCGCCAUGAAAAUUUGAUUCUUUCUGGGUUUGUGCUGUUGUGGGGGAUGAGCAGUCAAGGGGUGGGUUACAACAUGCAGAAGGAAAAACUGCUGGUGCAUGUCUUAAGAAAGUGGUUUGAAGUCUUUUCUCUCCCCAAAAGCAAGGAACGGAGAAAAUUGUGCGCCAACUGAACAGCCUUGCUUUCCUGGUCAAAUGUAACAGCACUAUUUGCAAUAUUAUUUUCUUACACAACAGGUGACCUUUCCCUUUUCCUUGCUGUUUCUGAAAACUUGAAACUAAAGAUGACAAAAGUAUUUCUGAAUCGAACAGAUUACUGAUGAAUACUUGAAUUUCUUUAAAAGUUGCUCUCAUCAGCCACGGUUAAAUGUGCACUAAUCUUUCAGUCAUCAGCUUCCAUCUGAAUACAGUGAAAAAUUUGCUCACGCUGUUUUGGAAUAGCCUGGACCUUAUUUGGGAGGCUGGUAUUGCUGAGGACUCUUGUAGGCAUGGGAAAACUAGUGUCUCAACUGAUAAACAUGUGAAAAAAUAUCUUUUUUUCUUUCUGUUUUUGCCUUUUAAGUUCUUUGACUGCCUAAGACAGCACAAUAAUUGCAGUUUACUUGGUUGUACAGUAGCUUUUUUUUGGGUUUUUUUUUUGUUUUUGAACUGUUUCCUUAUGCAAAGGGCGAAGGUGGGAUGUGAAAGGAUAAAAUAGACCCAACGCUGCUCCCGUGCAACUCUUCCCGAAGUCCCUGCUUUCCUGGAGAAAAAACCUGUGCCACACCUAGAGAGACCAGACCAGGCUGCCUUCACCAUCCUCCUGCAGGCAAAACUUCCCUUGCCACCUGUGAGAGUUUUGGCUGUUGGUUCCAUGUCCAUCGAGGUGGAUUCGUCCCUGGCUGAGCCCCAAGCCAUGUGGGUGAAAGCCAGGAUAACUUUCUUUAGAACGAGGGAAGGGAUCCUGUUCAUUGCUCCAAAUGUCACCACUGGUCAGAUGAUUCAGAAGGGAAAAACAUGUGAUAGUAAGCCUGGGGUUUAGGGGUUUUUUUGUCUUUUUAUUGUCUAAGUGUCCUGACCAUUGUAUGAUGUCUCUUGUGGGAAUGCAAUGCCAGACAGGACUCCCUGCUCCCUUUUGGAGAAGUUUUGUGAGGCCUGCUCAUGCACUCCUUACUCAGGCAAAUCUCCUGGGUUUUGUUGUUGGGUCUCCUUUUGUGUCCUGAGUAAGGACUGUGGAGUCUGGUCUGUUUGGGAUUGCUGGGAGGUGUUUCAGGUGGCCAUUGUCUUCUCUAGCCCAAGACUUGCCUUGAAUGAAGCAAGAAGGAAGCUCUGGUCUGGUCUGCCAUGUACCUUUCCUGUCCCUUCUCUGUAUCCACCAUGGGGAGGGAGUUCAAAAUCUUCUGGCUACAGGGGCCAGGCUCUUCCACCUGAAUUUCCAGGCAGCUGCACAUCUUCCUGCUGGGGCGGAGCAAAUUUAGAAGCCCCACUCCUGCAGAUGGGCCGCCGCUCAUUCGCAUCGGCUUUGGGUCUGCUUCUUCCCCGUCCUUCUCCCCAGCUGUUUCUUUGCCCUGUUUUAAGCACUCAGUUUGGUGCAUCUGAGUUCUUUUUACUUCUUCUGUUCAAAAAAAAAAAAAAAAAGAUUGAUGUUGGGAAAAAACAGCAAUGUAACUCCUUCGGUGCUAUGCUAACUGCUUUGUUUGACCCAACCAAACGCUGGCCAACAAACAAAUAUUCCCUCUUUGUCCUAAAAAGCACCACACAUCUGUGUCUUGAACAGGGAUGGACUGAGAGGGCUGAGAGAGGGCAAGUGUGGUUUUGAAAGCAAUUAAAGUCUCAUGUGUAUCUGGUAGAGCGAAAAGAUGUAGGUGCAGACUGCUUUCAAAGCUCAUUGUCACCCACCUUGUGGAAUUAAAUAGGAUAUAGCCUAUAAGGUAUUGAGGGCAUUAUAAUAUAUAUAUAUAUAUUUUAAAAAAAAAGACAAGAAGUUCACAUUAUUGAUAAAUCACCCUUUAAUUCUCCUGAACUUGUGCUGUUUAACAGGGAAACCACCUGGUUGUUCUUGCACCCUGUUGUUUUGGUACGACCUACUUUGGCAGUGAGAGUAAAACAGCAGGAAGAGAGAGAAUUCUUCCUACUAUAUAUUAAGCCUGAAGUGAAGUGGGUGUCUAUAAAUUUUCAGGAUUAAAGGGAUUAAUCAACAUGUAUGUCUGAGUCUAUAUCCCGAGUCCCGUGGAAAUAUAGGAGAGCAUACAUGCCAUGUUACUGCAGCAGUAUAUAUGUUUUAAUAUAUAUGAACACAUUGUGAAUUCCAAAGGGCUUUUUUGAGAUGAGGAAGGUCAUUCCUGGUGAGAGGUGCUAGCAAUUUGGGAUUUGCAAGCAGGGUUGAAAUAAACAUUCCUUGUAGGUUUUUUUUUCCUUUUAUUUAAUUAAAAGACCAUCAGAAGCUUAAGGUCCUGAGGAAAUGCUGUCCCACCUAUCUUCCACUUCUUAAGAGAUUUGGAAGCAAAAUUUGACAAAACAUGAGGGCCAAACUCAGCAUCAGGAUAAAUCAGUAGAGCUCCACUGAUGGCCAGGUGCCUCCUUACACUAUCUAUGCUAAAAACACUAAUUUCUGCUGGUAUGGGGAGCCCAAACAGGGCCCUAUCGGUCUUUUCCUUCAACUGUGACAAUAGAUUUCAUGUUUGAGCUUGCAGAGUUUGUCAAAACCCAGGCAAAACUUGGGCAAAAGCAGGAGUAUCUUUCCAAGAGGAGCCAUCUGAGUCUAGCCUACCCCUGCUCUCUAUGGGGGCUUUGUAGUCCCUGGCAUUAGCUGAAGAAGAGAUGGUUUCUCCUUUCACCAGUAUCAGCACUGCAAUGAGAACAGCCCUGUCAACACAUGCAGCAAACAGGGCCCUCCUUUGCAGGGAGUAAACCCUCCAAAUCUGAUUUCAAGCCCUUUAAAUUCAAAUGCCAAAUGCCACUCAAAGGCAAUGAUUAUUGUUUUGCCUCCAGAUGUCAUUCCCAUUCAUCAGUCACAAGGACAAGCAGCUCAUAUUUUCCUUUCUAGCUGUAUUUACCAAUAAAACUUGCUGCCAGUGCCAGAACCUCCUCCCUCAGCCCCAGCUGAACGCCACCUGCAUGCCGCCCCCGCCUUUCCUCUCCUUCUUCCACUCUAAAACCAAACACUGUUCCUUCCUAACUAGGGAAAAUCCAGGACAAAUGCCAGCUGAUUACACCUGCAAUCUGUUCUCUUGAGGGGUUGGUUUCAGUUUCUGAGGGCACGCAAGUGCACUCAGGGACACACACCCGCAGGAAUUUCAGCAGCCUCUUGACUUCAGCUGGGUGAUUCUUGGGGUUGUCCCAUGCAGGGCCAGGAGUUGGACUUCCAUGAUCCUUGUGGAUCCCUUCCAGCUCAGGAUAUACUGUGAUUCUAUGAGCUGACAUUGUGGGAGAAACUACAAAGUGCUCCCCAAGCAACCCCCUCAAAUUAUUUCAAUUUCAAACCAUACCCCUAUACCUGUUGUUUUGUUUUGGUUUUUUUUUUUCAAUAAUCAUUAAAAUCUCAGUAUCAGCCAACAAAUUCGUGAUGGAUAAGUAGUAGGGAAAGUGGACUGGUUUGCACUUAUCCAUAGACUUUCCAGAACUACUCAAGCAAUUAAACAAGCCUUAAAUUAGAUGUAAUUGCAGUCAUUUGGAGGAGAGCUGUGAUGCAUGUUUUCUGAAGGAGGGUCUAAACAAGUAUCACAGCCAAAUCCCUUUGUCUCCUAUCUUUUCUUUGUAGGGAGAGUGAGAGGGAAGAGAUUUUAUCUUGAAUAUCAAAGUUUUCCAUUAGCUACAAAAUAUGUCCCUUCCCAAAAUGGAUCUAAAACUUGAGGGAGUCUCCAUGGAAAAUAUUUUCCUACCAGAAAAAAAACCAAUCGUUCUGGCUACUGUUUCUGCUCUGCAAACUUUUACCAUUCCAGCCUUUUUUCCCAAUGAGGAAUGGGAAUUCAUUUUAAAAGUGUUUUAUUUACUCAGGGAAGGACUAUUUCACAGCUCGUUUUGGUGACUCCUGUCACUGGGCCAAGUUUGGACCAUUCCACUAAAUCUGAUAUGGCCACCCAUUAUGAAAAGAGUAUGAGAUUAACAGGUGGGGUGACAUUCUUGCCUGGUUUCCUGUGUGUUUCUUGUUCCAGACUAAUAAGAACAAGGAAUCUGUCUUUGGGAAUCUGACAGCAUGCUUUAUGGUGGAGCUGUUUCCCUGAAACCAGAAUUAUCACAGGAAGGCUCUAUAUUCUGGAGCCUUUGAAUGACUUUCUGAUUGCAAGGAAAUGCCCUUCCUGUGGUGUGAAUAUUUUUGAUUUAUUUUGAAAGUCAUGGUGCCUGAAGAUCCACAUUCUCUCUCCAUCUCUGCCAUGGGCUGUUGGUUGGGAAAGCAAAGAGGAGUUUAGGGUUGUGUCUGCUGGCAGGUGUAAGAUGUUCCCUGGUGCCCUUGGCCUGUUUUCCAGGGCAUGUGAUAUGGGAAUGGUCAGUCUGAUGCCACCUCCAUCCCUGGAUCUCUGCCACAUUUACCCCAGGUGUUGCAAUGUGCUUUUAAAGAUCUUUGUCAAUCUUACAUCUUGCAAAGCUCUUCUGAUUGAAAGGAAACCUAAAAGUCUACAGAAACCUCUCAAAUGAGCUGUCAUCCUAGGAGAGUUUUUGAUUAGUGAAUUUUGAUAGUACUGGAAAAUUGGCACAGCCACAGAGAAUAGCACAAUUUAAAUAUUUCUAUUGCAGAAGUGCCACUUUUCCCAUAAACAUUGAAAUUUAACUAAUCACUACUGGAACCUGUUAACACUCAAAACCUGGAAAACACUCUUGUACUUGAUUCCUCAAAUAAACCUUAUUCAAGGAGAACAAAUUUCACAACCACUACAAAGUUGCAAAACUAAGUUUUUAGGGUUACAGGGUUAACCUGGGGGGUUUGGCAGUUUUUUGCUCCAUGUUUAAUCUGUAAACUGAAAGGGAUAAAGAUUCCCUUACAAGGGUGAUGAGAGGAUUAUUUAGAAAAUGUUGGUGAUGUGCUUCCAGACCUUAACAUCAAAAGUGGUGUGGGACCAUGGUAGUGGUCAGCAGAGCAGACAAAUCCAUCAUGUCACCUUCUUUUUUGUCCCUGUUUGGCUCAGCAGACACAAACAGGCAGAUUGUUCUGAAACGUCGCAAUAAGAUUUUGGGAAAUGCUUUUCUCCAUCCUCUGAAAUGCCCCUCUCUCCCCAUGGCAAGCAUCCAGGGAAGUCAACUGAGAAACCAAGGAUUUAGCACACUCCUGUUGGGCCAUGGGCCAUGUUGACAGCAGAGGUGGAAAGAGCACAUGGGUCCUCAGGUGCAUUCCCAAGAGUUCAUGCCACAGGCAUCCUUGUGUCUUAUUCUCCCACCCUAAAUCCUCUCUGGCCGAAAAAAUUCCAAAGAAGAAUUCUCCUCACCCCAGAGCCUCUCAAUCAGGUGCAUCAGUCAGGAACAAUGGCCUAAGACUUCCUAGUAAAAAGUACUUUUUUUGUUAACUAAGCUUGAAACUUGGUCAUGCCCAUGCCUUGAAUUUGCCUUAUAAACCAAACUCAGCCCAUUCCGAACCCAGGUCCUUCAUCUGAAGUUGUCCUUCCAGUGCCGUUCUGACCCAGCGUGGCUUGCAGGUGAAGAUUCCCAUCCAUCCAAGUUAGGAUCAAGUAUUUUCAGUUCAUCUGGGAGAGGCUGGCUUCUUCCUAGGUCAUUUCUGCACCUAAGCAAGCCUUCCUGGGAUUCUAGAAAGACUGGGAUCCAAAUUAGAUGCCCAAAAGUCAACCUGAAUGAAGAAGGAAAACCACAUCAAGUCCUGCCACAGGCAACUCCAUUAGUUCCCCACAGUGGUGUCCCAACACCAUUCUUGGCUUUUCCAGCAAGCCACACACACAGUGCUUGGGUCACACAGGGCUGCCACCAACCCCUGCUCUGAGCUGGCCAGAAGUGGCCAGGGACAGUCCUGCCCCUCCUCUCUGUCCAGUGAGUGAAUUUCCUCCACGCUUGUCGGCGUUGUCCUUGACUCGGCGCGAUGCCGCUGACAGCGGGGGCAGGCUGCUUGUCAGCAGCUGUCGGAAGAGCUCGGGAUUUUCAGAUGGGACGGGCUGACAGGUGUCAACACGAUGCAAAACCUGUGCUCUUAACUUGGCAUAGAGUGCCUGCGAGUCUUUUCCGUUUCUUUUUCGAUCACCAAGCAAUGACCUUAUGCACGGGCAGCCCAUUGGGGAUGGGCAGUGUCUGCAGCAUCUUCUCAUUUUGCAGGAGGGCUCUGAGGAUGUGCUCUGGCUUAUUCCCAGCUCUUCCUCUGUUUUCUACAUCUUGGAGGGCAAUGUGCUUAAGCGUGAUUUUAUGAGCAGAAGAAAUAGAGCAAGGGCCAACAUAAAAGUUUAGCACAGCGGAAAUGUUGAUUGAGUAAGGAGGGAAUGAGAAGCACGGGCUAAGACCUCAGAAAACGAGACGGGUGCAGGUUUCAUCUCUGCCUCAGCCUAGCAGGACUUCUGCCAACCCAUCAAAAUUGUUGUCUGUGUCCAGGACAAUUUAUUCUCUGGGCUCCCGGGGUGUGAUGGAUUGAGAUAUUCAGGACAGGGCUAUGCAGAGGGAUGAGAUCAGACUCGCUGAGCGCCUUAGACUUCCCCUGGUUUAGUGUGAGCUGAAGGCAUCCAGCACAUCCCGGGAGGCAGCCCACGGCAGGCUGUGCCCUCUUUGUGUUAGAUUAUUCCCUGAGCCCUCAAAGUUCAUUCCUGCUUUUUUUCCAUCGGUGCAGGCGUGUUGAACACGGCACAAAGAGGUCUUUUGAAUUUAGGAAGGCUGAUAAAAAGUGCCCAAAGUGCUACAUAAGAGCUCGCAAAAUCAACGCACCCCUUAAAAGACCAAACUCUGGUCUCAAUUUCACCAUCAGCCACCCUGCAUAAACCCCAGUAUUUUUUUCUGGGAAAACUGUUUUUUCUGUCAUCAGCAAGGCCACAAUUCAGCCUGGCCCCACCUGCCCUCAUGAACUCCACCAAGCUCUUUAUUUUUCUUGAUGAUGGCUAUGUUAGGGCAGCAACAUUUCAACUCUCAAAGCCUCGUGGUGCCUUUCCUUGUGGUGCUCACCCUUCACAGGACUUCAGUCAAGGCAACCACUUGCAUCCAGCAGCAACGCCAGUACUUUUCCUCUGUAUUAGGUGCCAGUGCAGUAACAGACUUUAAUGUAUACUUAUAUAAAUAAAGAUAGAUAGAUAGACAGAUAGAUAAAUAGAUAGAUAGAUUGCUAUUGUUAUAAUUAUAUAUGUAUAAUUGAGGUUUUGAUGCCGCUAUCUGGGGAAUGAACCAUUCCUCUGCAGGAUUAACACUGCUUGAGUGAAACCAACAAACGUCCUGUAAAACAUUACAACCUUGGCAAGGAGCUUCUCUUUCCCAUGGUUGUUUUUUUUUUCCCCCAGCUUCCUUCUCCACUCCCAACUCCCAGAAACGCUCUCAGUGAAAGACGCUGUUUCACAUCAUAGAAAUUUCUAAAAAUUUCUCCAAAUCUCCCCAGUGGAUGCUGCCAGGCCACAUCUUCCUCCUAACAUGGGAUGGGGAGGUCUCCCCUUGCCCUGGAAGGAGGACGAUGGGGGCGGUGGGGCAGCAUCCCAGGGCAGCAUCCUCUGCACCUUGUGGCAAGCAGUGUUAUUGCCCCCACCCCAAGAAAAACCAUCUGCUGUCGAGCCUCUCCAUCUCAGCUGCCCCAGCAACUUGGUGUGGUUUUUUUCCUCUUUGGAUGCUCGGUUUUCUGUGCUGCUCAGAGCAAGCUGCUGCCCCAGCCCUCGCUGGCAGGCAGGAGGGAAGCUGGCAAAGGCUUUGCUCACACGAGCACUUCUGCCUGACUUCAGGGGGGAGAGGUUUUUUUGUCAAAGGACUGCUGGUUUGGGUCAAUCAUCCCCUUAUUGUUACCUUUGAAGUAUUGCUGAAACUAGAGAAAGAUGAUAGAACAGAUGUGGAGUGAAGGUAUCUUUUUCCUAAAGGGAACAACACCAAUAAUACUGUAAAAGGUGCUAGAAUCAAACCUCAUUUUAUAUACUUUGGUUCUUAGAGAUUUAAAAAAAAUAAAACACACAGAAUUCUUCCUGUGCAGCCUUACUGUAGAUUGUUAUAACCAACUCAUUAUCCAAAAGACAAAAAAAAAGUGAAAAGGUUUAAAAAGGACAAAAAUGAAGUGAUCCUGUAUAAAGUGUAACAAAUAUGACUUUCCUAUAUAAAUGUAAAUGAUCAGACAUAUAUUAAAAUGCACUUGAGACAGGCAGCAAGCACGAAAAGCUUUUGAAGUAUCUUUUUUAAUGUACAACACUUGUCUUUUUUCAUUUGCCUGGUGCAAGAGGGAAUGUGCCAAGUUGCUUUUAUUUCCUUUGCAUUCUGUUUGUGAUUUUUUUGGAAAAGGACAGAGGAUUGAAAGGGGGUGGGAGGUUUAGCUGGGACAGAAACCUGGAAUAUUCAUCUCAAUUUUAUUUGUUUUGUUUUGUUUCAUCGUUAGUUUACAAUGUUGGUGGCAGUGUUUGGCCUCACACCUCAUCCCUCAAAUGCUUUUGAAAGCUUUGCUGCCUGCCCCAGGUUCUGAGCAUAACUCUUACCUCAAGAAAACUUUAAAAAAAAAAGGAGAAAGUCAAUUGUUUUUUCCCAUCUCUGGAAAAUUAAUGCAAACAAAUGACAACAACAAAGAGAAAAAAAAAAUUUAAAAAGCAAACAACCAGCAGUGAUGAAGGAAUGAAAAUUAAAAGAGAAAGAAGUCAAAGCAGAGGUUUGGUGAUCAAACCGAGCCAUUUUGGUGCUUUUCCCCUUUUUGUGUUGCUAAUGAUCACAAUUACAUGAGAUGGGCUUAGACAAGUCUGUGGUCUUAGGAUGUAGCAAAAAAUGUAUUUAAAAAGAAUACAAAUUUGCAUGGAACAAACUCUGAUGGAACCUUUAAAGAAUGGCUGUUUCAGUGUCAGACGUUUAAUGUUAGCAUGUGUGUGUGCUGUAAAUACCUUUUCAUGUGUGACAUGUACAGUUGACUGAGGAAAAAAAAAGUAUGGAACCGAACAAAAAAAGAAUAAUAAUCAAAUGCUAUUUUAUCAGAUGAUGCACUUUUUCACCUUGAUGAGAAGCCACUGUUCACAACUAUGCAAUCUUCCAGUUUCUCUCUCUAUCUCCUCUCUCCAACCUCAAAUUUCCCAACUAUUUUCCAUAACCUAAACCGUUUUUUCUUUUGUACAAAGAAACACAAAAAGUUCCAAACUCUGGUUCAAGGUGAGAGUGCUACUGUGACUUUUCUCAAACAAUAAGAGCUAACAAACAGACAAACAAAAGGGGUUUGGUUUUGUUUUUAAGAAAAAGGAGGUUCGGACAUGACCCUCUUUAUGUUCUCUAAGUGAAUCAAUGUUUUCUACAUGUGCCAGGCUUCUGUUGACUGUUUUUCGGGUUUGGUUUCCUUUCUUGAUUCAUUUCUCUCUCUUGAGUUUUAGAAAAUUUUUUUCUUUAUUUGGUUCCUUAUGUUUUUUGUUUGUUUUGGUUUUUCUUUUGAAUUCUGGUUUUGUAUUGUAGGUAUUGGGGAUGUGAAGAUGAAGGUGAAAUUUGGCUUAACUCCAAGUGUUUUAGUACAUGUGUGUGCUAUAUGUACAUAGUUUUCUACAUAGAAAAUUUUACGCGCUUUUUAACGCACUUUACGACUUGUAUGUACAAAGUUGUCUAUAUAGAAAAUGUAGUGAGUGUCCCCCUCAAAGAAGAGCCUUUUGAUUCCAUGACUUAAGAGGAGUUCAGGUGUUUGAAUAUCUCAUGUGCGUGUGUGUGUGUGUGUGUGUGUGUAUUAUAUACUAUAUUAUAUAUUAUAGAAAUAUAUAAUAGCCUAUGUCCACAUGAGGGUGUGUAUAAUAUAGACACACAUCCAAACCCAGGAUCAUACCCAUCUACACCAUCCAAAUAGAAGUUUUGUAGUUCUUUAAGCUGUAAUAAAUAGCCUGGCUCUACCGGGUAAAACUCCCCCUGUUCUUAGGUGAAAGGUAGAAAAUCGACCCGUUAUCCACAGUGCAUAUUCCUGGGGGAGGGAUUCAGUCUUUAUAACUUUUCUUUCCCCACCCCAGUUCGCCACGGAGAGAGUGUUGGUGAGGAAACAGGGUCAUCCAGUGAUGAGCUCAGGAAACCACGCGGCCCCCGGAGGUGGCUGCCCUGUCCCCCGCCCACCACCGGCUCCCCUGCGGCUUCGAGCACGUCGCUCCCACCUCUCUGUGCCUGUCACACGGGGGUUGCCAAUGCUGACCAAGCCUUUAAAGCACUUUGCACUCAUGGUCCUCCUCGGCACGCCCCGCGGGGUCCCCCUCCGUGCCGACGGGAGGCGAUUCGGGCCAGUUUACGGUGAGUUCUUCACCAACCUGCCCCUUGUCCUCCAGCUCUCUUCUGUUCGGGAAGCUCUCUGCUGCUUCCCUCAUCACCUCAUUUUUAUCUUCUGGCUGUGCUUCUCCUUCUUUCUACUCGAGGCUUCCCCAUCCUUGCGAGCCAUGGCCCACACUCUUCAAAUCCCUUUAUUGGAUUCUCCUCAGCCACAGCCUGGCCGAGGGCAAAAUCCUGGAUUGUUGGUGUCAACUCACUCUUACUCCAUAUAGUACACCGUGGUCUGGAUCCUUAAGGAUGCCUUCCAACUUGAGAUACUCUGUGGUUCAAUGAUUCUGUGACCUUGAAUUUCUUGAGAUAAGACAAAUAAAAUCCCAUUUCCUCAUUGGACACCUAAAUUAGUGAAGUUCCAAAACUCAUUGGACACCUAACUUAGUGAAGUUCUUCCACGUGACCAAGGAACAGCUGUAGAUACAGAAAGGGCCCUUUCUGAAGCUGGUGAAAUUGGGGAGGAUGAAGGGAAUGGAUUUGUGGCAUCUCUUCCAUGUAUCAGUGGGAACACAAGUGUCCACAUCAUUCUGUGGUCUCAAGGGUGCUUCUUCUAGCCAAUCUUCUUGCAUUUGGAUCCUCACCAAGAACUUGAUGUGAGUCUUCCUGCUCAAGGUACAGCCACAUUUAUCUGAAAACAACCAUAGUGGAAAAGCUGGAUGCCAGCAUCUGCAGUCUGUGUUAAUGAUUAUUAAUGAUUAAUUUCAUGAUCAAUCAGUAUUUUUCAAAGAGAGUACUUCCCUCCCUGCCCUGGCUCACUUAAAUUAGAAUUUCCAUUCCUGAAAAUGCAGUGUUGAGAGGCCACGUGGAGUCAUCUUCUGCCCCAGUUUCUUCUAAAGUUUUAAGGAAAAAAUUUAGGAUAGUUUCCUAAUGGCUAAAUUCAGUCAGCAGAAGAACCUAGAAGGUAAAUUUGACUCAAUCUGUAAUCCUGCAGCUAAAAUAUUUUAAGUUCAUAAUUAAGGACACUCCAACUCUUAAAGGAAGUAACUUGCAAAAGCUGCUUGUUCCAUGACUCACCAAGAAAAUCUGUUAGGGAAAAGAAAUGUAUGGAAGAUGCUUGGCAAUACUUUUUUCCUUUCUGUGUUACCCAGCCUCUUGAAAGCAAAGCAAGGCACCCUUUAGAGUAUCAAUAUAAGCACACCCAUGUUUCAGUUCCAAAUAGCUUUUUUUGGUGACAUGAAAACCCAAAUCUUUAGCAGUGUCUUUGGGAAAGAACAGGAGAAAUUCACUUUGUGGACAGUAUAAAGCCACUUUCGGCUUCCAGAGCUUAAGAAUAGGGUGCAUUUUUUGAUUCCCUCAGGUAAGGAGGUUUGUCCAAAGUUCCUUGGCUUUAUGUGAAGGGGAUCCAAUCCUCUAAUUUAGCCAGAAGAUCUGGGUAUCCCAUGAGUUAUCAAGAUCCAUUCCAUACUCAAGGGAUUCCCUACUCAGGUAGGGAUUCAUCCCAGUUGAUUUCAGAUCCGUUGUGUGGCCUUUAUUUGGUUAUGUUUAGGUGAGCUGAAUCCCAUCCAAACUGGACAGGAUUUGCCAUGCUUCCAAGACACUCUCCGCCAUGGCUUCUCAUGAGAAUUUGGUACUCUGCUAAUGAGCAUUCAAAAUUAUCUCCUUCAACACAGCUCUGGAGUCAGGAAUUUGGCAGUGCAGCCCCUGCCAGAGUGGCACUUCCACAUCAGGCAUUCCCCUGACAGGACUAAAGGUAUGGGGGAAUUAAAGAAAUGGGGGAAUCUGAUUUUCUUAAGUGCUACACAAUUCCUGUGAUCAUCUUCUGGUUGCUGUAGGGGUUCCCAAAAAAUCUCUUGGAAAUGAAUACACAAGCAAUAACCUUCUGUGUGUUUUCCUAAAAGAUAAGGUCAUUCUCUGACAGUGACUUGUUCAGUUCACACAGAGAGCUGGUAGCAGUCACACUGGCUUCUCCUCCUGCUCAUUCGCAAUUUGUUCUGGUCAAUUCUCCUCAUUUUCUUUAAUCCAGCCAUGACAUUGUAAAUGAUAGAAGAAUAAAACUCACAUUGUCACUGUUUGCACAAGAGCUGGGGAAUCGUGCUUCUUCCAGGGUGUUACUUCCUCCCUUUGUAAGAAGAUUAGGAGAUGUUUGAGCAGCCAAAAAGGGGCUUCCUAGUCCAGAAAAUCCAACUUGCUUUUGUCUGUGUUGGACACAGAGCCCUGAGAGCUCCUUACACUACUGAUAAUUCAUGCUCCUGAAUGAUACGAGGGUGCCAUAUCUAUCUUUUGCUGCAGAUGCCACCCCAUGGAUGAAGGUGAUCCUAUGGCCCAAAGAACUUUUACCAACCAUCCCUGUGCUGGAAACACAUUGGAAAUGUUUUCCUGGCUCCAGCCUGGCUCCCCCUGGCUAACAUCAAACCCACAGCUUCUCAUAUCUGUCUUUCCACUCAUGGAAGGAAGCACCAGGUACAUCUUGUCCUGGGUUGACAGACUAAAUUUAAAAGCCCAAGGCUGUCCCAAAUCCAUUCUGGGCUAUUGUGCUGAGAAUUACCCAUAGAGCCCCAGUCAUCCAGGUGCCUUAACAAGUCUCCUAGUGGGAAUGCAGAGCAAGCAGCCAGACCCCACCAGGUGCCAGCACCGGCCCCACCAGCGCCGGUCACUUCAGUGGUACCAAUUUUCUUGCCACGUACCUGCUGCUGCCUGAAAAGAGCAGCAGGAUCCAUCCAGGGGCUGCCUUUCUGCUGAAGCCUUGUUUGGCUGGCCAUCAUAGUCAAGUCCAAGCUGAUAUUCCCGAGCACAGGUUUGUGGAUGCAGCCUCCAGCAUUCCCGGGUGUGCUGUUUCCUCUCAGCCACCUGAAAGGAAGGGAGAAUGGUUUAUUUUGCUUUUGCUUAUGUUCAAUCCAGGUAGAUUCCCCUGCUGGAGAGUCCUCCCCCUUUGCCCUCAGGCACUACCAGUACCCCUAGAUCACAGGCUAUUUCUCAGAGCUGUUUUAUCAACAUUAAAAGUCAUGAAAAAUCAAUAGAAAAUUUUCUCUCGGAGAUGACUGGUUUGUAGGAAACGCUUCUGAUUUAUUUUCCUCCACAUUCCCCACAUGGCAUCAUUCCUAAAUGGGCUCUAAUAUCAAUAUCAAUGUUAGUAGGAUCCAUUGAUCAAGCUGUGAAUCAAAGCUCACUGCUGUGGUGGAUAUACAGAUGUUAAUGACAGUUGCGUUAAGCCAAAUUUAGCAGCUGGAUUCUUCACCAUCCCUUUGUUUUGUAUCUACCUCACUAUGAUUUCUUUGAUUUCUUGUGAUUUAGUGUUGUAUACAAUGUCAGAGGUGAUAUGUAGAUAAAAAUAUAUAUAUAUAUAUACAAAUAUAUAUUUUUUGCUUUGCAAUAAAGCUCAAAGCUAUAACACGAAUAUUCAUAAAAUGUCAUAAUCUUUAUUGUAAUGUUUCCUUCUUAGUUGUAAAAUCCUGUCUGGAUCCUAUUUUCCUGUACACUGGAAUCGAUAUUGUGUUCAUGAGUGAAUGGUUAUUAUUUCUGUUCCUUUUCCAUUGAAGUGAUCUUUUUGAGAUGUGAGAUAGACACCAGAAUUGUCAAACAUAAAUUUACUUUUUUUUCUUUUCCCCAAAUACAGACUGUUUGUAACUGGAAUCAAACAGCAAAAUUGAAAGAAAAUUAUUUGCAGUCCUGAUCUUUCAAUUUUGGUUUGUCUGAUCUCAACACUGAAUUUGGCAGGAGGCAGAGAGAGCAGACAAAGAGGGGCUUUUAGGACAGAUGGAAGAAAAAUAUGCUCAUCUCUUUCCAUUUGGGUGAAGAGGGGGUCCAUUAUAUGAAAUUAUUGGAAUGUGGCACUUCCCUGAGACUUGUCCAUCUAAUGGCAGCCACUGACCCAGAGUCACUAAUCCAGGUCCUUUCUGUGGGAAUGGAGAGAGACAAAGAGUUCCCCAGGACAAUUCAGCACUUGGCUAAGGCAUGUGGGAUGCACCUCCUUCAGUAUGGCUGGAAUUGAGGAUUUGAGGCUCACCUUGGAUAUCUCACCUUGAUGGACCAAAGCCAAAUCCCCAUGGUCAGAGCACAAACACCCUGGCAAGUGAAAAACACUCAUUUUUUGGUCACAUGCAUAAUUCUGAGCCAUACAGUUCUUCAUGCUCCAGUAAUGGAAGCACAAGGGAGCCCAAGGGAAGCCCAAGGAAUGUGGGAGCUCCUGGCAAAGUGAGGAAGACUUUUCCCUGGGCUUAUCUGGUGGAAAAUGUCCUUGGACCCUGGAGCCAGGAACACCACAAUGACCAAUACCUGGCACUGAAAUUCUGUCUGAGUCCUGCAGUGUGGGGAGGAGCAUUGGAGAGGGAUGUUGAGGUGGAUGGGACCUCUCAAUUGUUUAUUCCCAGGAAAGCCUUUCUAGGAGCCUCACAGGUUGAUCCUCCUGCCAGAAAUGUGAGGAUACAAAGCCCAUGUCUAUCCAGAGCAAUCCUUUUCAAUUCCCCCACCGCUCCCAUAUGCUGGAAUUAGAAAAUAAAAAAGCACCAAGCCCCAAAUACUGGGAUUCCUGGGAUUCUUAGCUUGGUUAGGAAAUAUUUACAGGUAACUUCCUUUACUGGGAGUAAAAUGAGGGGAAUCCUCUCUAUAUCCUUUCCACCAGACUGUGGGGAAAGUAACAUUUUCCCCCACUGCUGUGUCAAAGAGAACAAAAAAUUAGUGACCAGAAAGAAUUGGACACAAAUGGAAUAUGACAUAUUUUUUGAAGAGCAAGGAGAAUAAUUAUUACUGAACAUAAAUCCAGCUGUUCCAUUAGGAAACAAAAUAUUUUCAAAAUAAUAAAAUGUAGAAAGGAAAAAGAAGUAAAGAAAGAAGCAGGAAAUGAAACCCAAAGAUGAAUAAAUCUCUGUGGAGAAAAUGCUGUUGGGUUUCACUUAAAGCACAAGACAGGACUGCAAAGCACAGAUUUAGACUGGGUUUCACAAGAUCCCUUCUGUGUAGUCUUCUCUCUAAAACUGGCACAAUUGUUCAGUACAAACAGCAUUUUUUUUCCUCAUUCUGAUCUGGUGUCUGUACAAAUCUGGCUUGUUCUUUGGUUUGGUUUGAUUAUUUUUGUUGCCUGUUCCCACCUAUUUCUAUUUUUAUGGUGUAGUAUUUUGUCUAUCUGGAAUGAAAUACAGAUGUGUUCAUGAAGUUGUAUAGCAGAUGGAAUUACAGGUUGGAGUUGAAUUGGAAAAAGAAAUAAUCUAACAAUGAGAAAAAUAUCUAUAUGAAAAGUAUGCUUCCAAUGUGUGUGUUUGAAUUUGGGCAUUUUGUCAUUCUACUGAGAUUUUUGAAAGGUUUAUUUUGAGAUAAUGAGACUUUCUGAAGUUUGAGAGGAGCUUGAGAUACCAAAAAGCACAAUUUAUUGUUAAACUGCUAUAAUUUGAUUGAGGGUCCAUUAUGGUAGUUCAAUCUUUGCCUAUUAUAAUCCCCAAAUUUUGACAUGAAAUACGCAAUCCUUUCAAUCUGUUCAUUAAUCAUUGUGCAUUAGGCAGAAGGGAGAGAUGCAGCUGUUUAAUUUCUGCUCAGAAAUCACAUGGAAUUCCUGGCCUUAUUUGUUUUUUAUUUGCUUCAGAAAUAGGGUUGGAUUUUGUACUUUGUGGUUAUUGCCUUCAAUCCCUGCUGUGAAGUCAAAAAAAGUCCCUUUUUAAUUGAGUGGCAAAGAGUCUGUCCAGUAAAUGGAAGAGAGAGCCUUGCUUUUCUCUCAUCUGCAGUGAAAUGUGCUCUGGGAAGGACCAGGUCAUGGAAUCACUUGUGGAUCUGAUUGGUGUUAAUCUAAUUAAUGUUAACGAGGUUCCUGGUGGAUCCUCUCUGCCCUCCAGAGCUGCAGGUGCUGGAUGAACUUCAUGUCUGAAGCAGCAUUGACAAUGUCCUCAGAUGUUCAGAGGGCUGGUGGUGGUUUGAUGAACUCUUCAGCAUUCCUUCUCCUUCAUGUCCUUGAAGGGAGCUCAGGUUUUCUUCCCUUAUUUCCACAAUUAUUUCCACUGGUGCUAAUGGGAUGCCUUUGUUUGGUCCUGGAAGCAUUUCCUUGUCCCAGUUGGUUAGUUUGUUACUGUGGUCAUAUUGCAAUGAUUUCCUAAUGCCAACUCUGAGGUUUUAGGUCCUUCUGGAGCAUCAGUUUUGCUUUUUUGAGAAUCUUCCUGUGUCUCUUCCAUCCAUGUGGAGAGCUUCAUGCUCACUGCUGGGCUAACUGCUCCUUUCCAUGUUUCAGGACUGUUAAUUUCUAUAAAGACCUAUUUUGUUUUGGAAGCUGGUGCCUGAGCAAAAUUUUCCUCUUAUUCCAACUUGCUAAAUGUGGGAAAGCUUUACGAACUUCCAUAGAGCUGACCCAGCUUUAAUCCUGGCCUAAAGCAGAGCCCUCCAUCAGUGAACAGACUGCUGUUUGAGCAGGAAUUGCCUCUGUGUUGCCUGCUGCAUGACAGAUGGGAUAGAGCAAGCGGAUAUAACAGCACUGGGAAUGUCUUCUGCUGUCUCACCUACUAAAGAGAAGGUUUGGGUUAAAUGUUGAACAGGUUCUGACCGUGGAGCUUUUACAGAAAUCAAGACUCAUUUGAUUUGGAUCAAGGUUCUUCCUGAGAUCCUUUAGGCAGCAGAGCAGUGAGAGAGGCUGCAGGACUCAGUUUUAUCUUCUCUCUGUUACUCCUGAGGUUUGGAGGCACAAGGGCCUGCACAGAGUCAGAUUUGGCUCACUCCUCAGCUCAAGUCAAGAAAAAGAGUUUUGUCCAAGGCAUGAGGGUGAAACCAUGGUUUGAGGGUUGGGCAUCAGGACAUGCCCAGGCUCUCAUGAGGAAGGACAGAUCAGUGCACCAUCAGAAGAUUCUACAAAAGAUACCAGAGCUUAAAAUAUAUGGAAGAAAUGCUGCAAUUUUAGCCCACUGAAAUUCUCCUCUGAAAUACGGACUCAGCAAUGGAGGCUGAGGACAAAAUGCCUGAUGGGGCAACUGUGAAUUGUGUUUGUUCUCCUGUCAGGAAAAGCUAACUGUUCAAACAAGUGGUGGAUCACCUUGAUGCUGAGGAGAACUAGCCUGCACUCACCAAAGCAGUCACGCCAUCAACACACAGUCCUGCCUGGAGUGUGCAUGCCAGGAGGAGGUGUAAGGCUGGUAGAAGCUGAAAGGAUGAUCUUCCUCCUCUUCCUCAGGGGGCCUGCCCCAUCUCCGAGGCUGGCUCCAGUCUCGAGUUUGCACCCUGAGUUACUUUUGCGAGGUGUUAAUGGCAUUGGCUGUGAGGACACUCAGCUCUCCGGUGCCAGUCCCUCUUUGGAUCAUUAGCUCAGCCCCGAUGACAUCACUUGGCAGGGAGUUUGGUACAGCUCUUCCUGAGCACCAGAUGAGAGCUUCACUGCCCAGCCAAGUUCAGUCUUCAAGAUGAGCAACCAAACUCCUUCUCUGGUGGAAUAGCUUGGGGUCUCUUCAUCAUCAUCCCUGAGAUGCAGGAUGAGGGACUGAGUAAUAUUUUGGAUGUGCUUUAAAGUGGCAAAAACUCUAAACUUAUUAAGACACACAGAUUAUUCUCCCAUUCCUGUUGCAUUCCUUGUCUCCACUCACAUUAAUGAAUUACACAGAGCAGGAUCUGGCACUCAGUUGUCAAAAUUUUUCAGUUCUUGGCACAGUUUUGGCUGUACUCAGUGAAUAUUGACCCAGAGAUUCCCCCAUGUGAGGAUUUAGCAGCAGGCCUGGAGAAAACUUUGGUUGUGGGCACCCUUUUGUGGAGGCUCAGGGACACUGUCACAGGGAGAAAGAACCACCAUCACAGUUGGUUUUUAUUUAUUAUGGAUAAAGUCACCACAAAACAUAUCAGCUUUUGGUUCAAUGUCAUGACAAGCAACAGUGCAAAGUCAAGAGGAGGUGAUAUCAGACUGAACCUCAAAACAAGUUCCUGCUUCAUAAGAGAGAGCAAAGGUUUGGGGGAGAGGUCAUAUCUUUUACAAGAAAUAUAUAUUUUAUUAUUAAAAUACCUCCCCCUUCAAACCAUGCCUCUUGUAUCACCUCAGACUAUGUCAGAUCCCAAAACGUGACUGGAAAGUGCUCAGAAAUGUCUAAAAAUGGAUUGUAUCCCAGUGUUGUCAUUCUAUUGUUAACAAACUUUUGUGGCCCAUUUCAUCCCUCUGACUUGCACCCUGUUCUUAUCCCACACCAAAGCAAGAGGCUUCAAUUUUGCAAGGUGCCAAAGGUUUCUUAUUAAGUCCCAAAAUACCAUCCCUGUUUUCCGUGGGAGCUGAGGGGAUCAGAACGUUCCAAGAAGAGCCCAGAAUUUUUUUGGUCCAUGCCUUCUUUUUGUUAUGCUGCCAGCAGAGCCUCAAGGACAGCAUAUGGCCUUGUUACAUGUGCUUUUUUUAAAAAAUAACGACUCCACAGUGCUGCCUGAGUUUUAAUAGUGCUGUGUUUAUGUCCAUUUCGCUUCAAUAAGUGGGAUAUUUCUGCAGAAUUCAGCACCUUCAGAGUUGGCUGCAUUUUCCUGCAAUAAUUCCUUAUUUUUCAGGCUAGGGAGAGUUUUUCUGGCUAUUUUUUCUGGCUUUCCCACAGUCCAAAACUGACUCAAAACGUAAUUCUUUGUUUUCUUCCCCAAAUCUGAUGGGGUAUCUGAUUCCCCAGCUCUGAUGCUCACUCUAAGAACUCAGCCUUGGGCUUUCUUAAAACUCACAGCCAAGAGCACUGAAAGAAUUUGCAUCAAGUGAGGCCUGGGGAGGUGUUUGCAACUUCAGAUUGGGUUAAAAGCCCACAGAUUUGGUAAACCAGAAGUGAUCUCUGGAUCACUUCUAUGCUGGCUCCAUCAGCUCCUGUGCUCAGUGCAUCAGAUGCUUUUGCAGUAUUAGAGUUUUUUUCUAUAAAAAUGCCCCAUUUUAUCAGAAAAAAUAAUAUAUAUUUGCAUCUUCUUAUGACAAGAGCAACCUCCAUCCACAUCAGCCAAAUUUUGGUAAUUCAAACAGCAGAGAUCACCUGCAACCCUUUAUUUGAGCACCUCAAUUCCUUUCUCAGGAAAAGAAGAACCUGGUUUGCAUGAAGCAAAAACAGUUGUAAUCAAUCUGGUAUUAAAAACUAUACCAGGUAUUUAAAGAAAUUAUUCUGUGCUUAUUUCUCAUUUGGUAUAGUCUGGAAAUAUUUAAGCAAUGGUUGAAAUCUGGUUGUUUUCACAUCCCAUGGCUACAUUUAUAAUUUAUUUAGCUACUUAAGGAGUUCUAGAAGAUAAAUCCCUUAAACCUGCAGGCUUUAGCAGCCAGAUGUCCUUCCCCAGGUGUGUCCAGGUCUGGUUAUCAUGGUAGGAUUUUGUUGGGAUCAUUAUAGAAACCUGUGAGAAUACCCAGCUGGUUUUGUCCUUUGAAAAUUUCUCUUCACAGCAACAGAAGUUUCUAGCACAUGGUUUGUUUUCUCUUCUUUAUUAAGGUAUCUUUCAUCUACAUUUCCAUGACCAUUUGUCACCCCUGUACACCUUAGAUGGGUGUGUGAGGCAAGAUAAUAAUACCCUGUCAUUCUUCCAGGGCAAUUUUAUUUCUUCCUCUUGUUCUUUAUCCAGAAAAGAUCCCCCACAGAGCUGCAAUAGGAAUCUUUCAAGUUUUAAGGUUUCUGACUGUCCCCCUAGAAAUAGGAUUGGUCCUUGAGAUUUGUGUUUGCUCCAUGACAUCCUGGAUGCUUUGGGAGGCAAAAAAAAAAAAAAAAAAAAAAAGAAAAGGAAAAAAAAAGAUGUGAAAAUGAAUAACUUUGCAAUGAAGGUGAAAUUUGACUCACCCAAUUUUAGACAUUUACAGCAUGCUUGUCCCACUUGUGUAGAUUAAUGAAUGGAUGCCACAUUUAGGAAGGAAUGUGCCUUUCUUGGAUGCAAUUCCUGUCAUUGUAAAGCAGCUGCCUGCACUCUGUCAGGUGAAUCAUGACCUAGAAAUGUCUGCAUCUGUCUUGACUUCAGAAGGAGUCCGAGAUACCAACUCAAACACAGGCAUCGAUCUCUGUUUGUUCAGAUAAUGAGGCUCCCAGUGUCCCAAGAUCAAAUCAAUUUUUAAAGGGUGCCCUGCAGACUGCUCACCUGUCAAGGUGAUCUCCCAUUUCUUCCAAUCUUUAUGGGAGGAAAAGAACUUCUCACUUUUAACACUGUGACUCAAGUUGAUAAUAUUUAGAAGUUUGAUUUCUGUAAAAGAUCUUGUUGAAACCUUACUGGCCACUUAACAUCAUAUUUAUAGAGCAGCACUUCCAAACAAUCACAUUUUCAUCCCAAACAACCUCAUUUUCAUCUUCUUCCCCAGCUCAGGGUAUCAGUAGAGAAGUAUCACCUGCUGAAAAUCUCAGGCUGCUUUCAGUCUUGGUCUUCUGUCCAGAUUUGGCCACAGCCAAUUUUGCUCAUUUUUGGAAUUCAGACAAAUUUGAACAAGAUCAGCUUACCAAGCCAGUCCAAAAGGACACUGCAAGGUCCUGCAGCUCCUCUUCUAGAUUUUUAUUGCAACAUGUAAAAACAAUUCAGAGACUUCAACUAUCAUGUAUGAUACCUUGUUUUUGAAGAAGGAAUCCUUCUGUGUACCCACAUCUCUAGCAGAAAGCUGACAUCUUUUCUCUGUCAGAACAUGUGGCAUCAUUUGUUUUCACCUUCCAAGGAGAUUUUAGAGGACUAAUGUCAAUGAGGCAGUGCUGAGACAUUCUCUGUGCUCCAAAAAGCACAGGUCCUGCUGAUUUCUUUGUGAACAUCUCUCUGGAAUCUGGACUCUGUGGGAUGCUCCAGCAAUCCUUGCCUGACUCAAAGAACAAGAGGUGUUCAGUUCCCAAAGCCACUGGCCAGGGCUGCACAUGGGAGACCCAAGUGGGAAAACAAUUACAGGUGCAGUGGGAUGAGAGGAACUGUGCUGACAGCACUGGGGAAAAGCAGCUGUGUUGCCUUGGCACGAAAUGAAGGACCAAAAUUUGAAGAUGGCUGUUGCUCCAGUGUGGAUUAAUGAAUUCAGGAUGGAAUAAGCCAGCAUGGAAAUGUGUCGGUACUUUAAAAAAUCCAAACCUCCGCAAACCUUUAAGACUGAAUAUUGCUGGUAAAAUUCACUUUAUCUGACUUAGAUAACUAAAAGUUAACUCCCCAAACUCAAACUAGUGCUGCUCAACUUUGUCUUUGAUCCUUGGAGAGGAGAAUUCACCCCUCCUAGCAGAGAUAUCUAAAGCAGGAGAGAUCAAUCAAGCUCUGGAAAUGCCAAUUUCCUUCCACUGACUACAGAAGGAGACAGGGGUGAUCCUCUAACACAAUGUAGAGAUCACAGGCCAUUUUCACUACUCAUGCAGCAAAUUCCUUUGUGUAGGAAUGAGGCAACAUUCCUGCUGUCCUUCUUCCAUCUGCAAUUCAUCAGAGAAGUUCAGACAUUAACACCAAGGGGCAAAAUCAUGGUAAUAAGUAAAGAUCUUCAUUGUUUCCUGGAAUAAUCAAAGCUUACCCCUCUCAAAAAGCCUCACAGUCUCAGAUCCCAAACCUUGACAUAGUUUGAUAGAAGCAACUUGGCUUAACUGAUUUCCACCACUUCUUUUCCAGCUUGAAAACUUGUGCUUUAAUUGUCCAAGUAUUUUCUGGGCAGGCCAUAAAGUUUUCAUGGAAUUCCUAACUUUUCAGCCUUUUGUAGUUUGGCUUGUGCUUCACUGCCUUGUUGCUCAGAGUUUGGGAGGAGCAGUGCUUUUCCUUUAACAAGGUGGCAGGGUUUUUUUGUUGAAUUAGUCUGUUAAAGGGAUUUUUGUUUUUGAAAAGUGAUCAUAAAGAAAUCCUUCUUGCUGUGGGGCACCACACAACACACAGGCCUCCAUGCUUGGAUUCUUGGCUUACCACAGGCCUCCAUGCUUGGAUUGCUCUUCCACUGGCCCAUCAAGCUUCCAGAGGAAUGCCUUGUUAAUUAAACACUAGGGUAGAGGAGCACUGUGAUGAGAACUUUCCUAUUUAAAGAGAUUAAUUCUUCCUGACCAGGAUUUUUUCAUGCUUUUUAAUUUCCAUGAGCUGUACUGCUACGAGCUCCCUCAGUGCGGGGUAGAUCCCACCAGCAGAGCCAGGCUCUCCCCAAAAAGCAUGUAGUGUUUAAGAACUGGGAAACCCAGAUGCAGGUUUGCCAUGGGGAAAAGCUCCUCAGGUGCAAGUGUGCUGUGGGAAAGGAGGAAUUCCUACAUGGACAGAAUUGCCAAGGAGGAGCUGAGGGGUAGUGGUAGAGCUGACUGCAGAAAUCUGCUGGGAGGAUGUAGUGUCAGAACUAAAACAUGAUGACUGACACAACCAAGGGCAUCCCACUCUUGUGUUGAACUCCUGCUGCUUCUAAAAGUCCCUCAAAUGUCCAGAAUAAAAUCUAAAGGGAGGCAGAGAUGGAAGAACUUUGAUAAAAUAUUUGUCCUUAUCUCCUGUGAGCUCACAAUGUUCAUCAAACCUCCUCCAGCCUCUGGCUGGGACUGCAUUUUGUUAAGGAUUGCAGAUGGAAUUUUCGAAAUACGUUUGUUUUUUUUUGUAUAAGACAUUCCCUUUAAUGAAUGUCUGCAGCCUUUCCCACCUGAGUACUGCACAUUUACUUAGCUACCCAUUUGGAGUGGGGAGAGAAGUCAAAACAGGAAUUAAUCCCACUUAACUUUCUCUCCCUUAAAGAGUCUGGUCUGAGUUCUUUGCAUCUGCUUCCUCUACCAUCAGUGGAAGGAGAUGUGCAGCUUUGGAGAGGAAUUCCGCAUUACUUUUCUGGGUCUUUCAAUAACUGGAACUCAGAUGAAAAACAUAUUAUUUACCUGAGUAAAGGCAACUUGAGGAGGUAGAAAUUGUAAAAUCAUGCAAUAAAUAAUUUCCUGAAGAGGGACAGGAACAUUUCUGUUGGAAGCCUGUGUUUUUGGUGGUUAUGAAGUCAGCUGGAUCCUUUAUCUUGGAGCUGGGAUUUAAAGUGCAGCAUCAGAUUUUCCUGGCUAUUUUCUGAUUACUAUUUUCUUGCUUUCAGACAAGUCAUGUUGGUUGUGAAGUAAAAUCAAUGUGUUUGACUAAAUUAGCGGGUUACCAUGAUGCUUCAGGCACAGGGUGGGAUUGUUGGAACUGACCUGUGCAGGGCCAGGAGGUGGACUUUCAUGAUCCUUGUGGGUCCCUCCGAACUCAGGAUAUUCUGUGAUUCUGAUUCUAAAGCUUCUUUAACUCAGAAAAGUCAAAGCUGGGUGCAGUGAGACCGGAGUGGAUGUGGCAGUUGAGGAUAAGGUUUAAUGGUGAACAUGGUUCUGGGUUGAUGGUUGGACGUAAUGAUUGUAGAGGUCUUUUCCAACCAGUUUCCAAGGAUUAUUGCAGGGCUGCAGUCAUUUGCAUCUCAUCCUGGUCAUUACCAAAAUGAGCCCCUUCCAAAUAAACCUGGGGCCUGGAGUCACAGACCCUCUGUGGAUGAUCCUUCUUUUUGAGAACUCAUCCACCCAAAAAAUAGAUUGUUGAUAAUGUUAAAUGCACAAACUCAAAUCCCAGCUGUGGGAAGCUGAACACCACUUUGCCUGGCCAAAAAAAACAAGCUGGUGGGUGAGCAAGCAGCAGCAGUUUGGACAGCACAGACUCAUCCAGGAGCUGGGGUGGCAGAAAGCCGUGACUCAAACACACACUCGCGUCCCUCAUUGAAUGGUUUUUACAUUUCUUUAAAUGUCGGGGUUUCAACCAAGUUUUCAUGCUUUUUAUUAAGGCAAAAGUCCGUGCUUGUGAAAUUGUGAACUUGAUGUGUUAUUUUGUAUCUGUUUAAAAAAAAAAAGAAAAAUGUAUUUAAAGCUAAAGAGCCGUUAUUGUGCGGGGUUUUCUCUCAAACUGGUGCAUACACUUUACAUCAGGGACCUACUAUACAUAACAAAAAUCAGUGCUACAGUUACUGUAAAACCAGAUACACACCUUUUACUGUAAUAAUAACUUUUAAAACCUUGCACUGUAAUGGUUGCUAUUAAAAAAAAAAAAACUACAAAAAAAUCCUCUUGUCAGAACUGAUUUUGUAUCUUUGAUUAUAUCUGAAAUUUUAGCAUUUUUGUAUACUUGCCAUGUCAGCCACAGCAUCCUCCAUGGUUGAUUUCCAGGUUCCGUUUCCUUUCCUUCUAAUCCAACACAUGCAUUGCUCCGUGUGGAUGGGCAGGGUAUGGCCGUGGGGGAGCCUUGUAGAUCCCCGCCCCGCUCUUGUUCAGAGCAGAGUAGAAGGAAAAGCAAAGCCCCCAAACCAUUGGGAUGGUUUCAGAUCCCGUUCCGAGUUCCAGCUGCCCCAACAGAACCCAGCGAGCGAUUCCCGAGUCAUUCCUUUAUCCUGGCGUUGCUCCGGCCGCCGUGGCCGUCCAGCUCCAUCCCACGGCAAUGCAUCGCGAGUAGGUAGGAAAUCCAAACCAACGAGAUAACUUUGCAAUCACUGAGUUUAUUGAUUGAUUUUUUUUUUUUUUUAACCUUCCCCUUUUGAACAUUUUUUCGAACUAAGAUGUAUUUGGAAUCACAGCAUGGUGUUGCAAUUCUUUCUAUUUUUAAAUACUGAUACAUUCUGUGUGUAAAGUCUUGUUUCUUAGCUAAGAGAAUCUUAAAAAUGUGGAGAUGAGUUCGAACCAUUUUUUUCCUUGUUGUACUGUGAUUUGGGAAUUAUUUUGAUAUAAUCCUUUAAUUUGGUAGAAGAUUUCCCACGCCUUCUCCCUCCUUCCUAUCACCAUUUCAUAUUUUUUACAAAACUGAAAAAAACAAACAAACAAAGGAACAAAUAAUCUUUUUUUCUCUAUUUAGGCUGUGUAAUGUUGUGUUGUCCAGAUUCUGUAUAAAAAUAUGUAUAUGAUGUAUCUGAUAUUUGGCAGUGAACGGCUGCAACUUUAACCAAUAUAAUUAACAAAGAAAUGCAUAAUGUUGGUGUUUUAAAAAGUAAAAAAUACAAAAAAAACCUAGUUAAGAUGUUUGUGUAAACUUGCAUGGUUUAAAAUGUACUUAGUGCAUUGAGAAAUGUUGUUAGGGUCCUAAGUGAAAGGCUGGUUUACUUUUUGAUUCUAAUGGUGAUUGGUUUGUUGAUCAGAAUAUCCCCUAUACUGUAUGUCUUAGUUUAUUUAGCAUAUUGGUUUCUUUUCUUUCCUCCAGACCUAGCAUAGUGUAUCUAUUUCUGUGUGAUAAUGUUCCUUAAAACCAGGUUGUGGAAACUGCGUUUCGUCCGGCCAAAACGAUGUUUCGCAUCACGCUCGUGGUUCAGUUGCGUUCCAUUUGAUUUGCUGUGAAGUCCAGGUUUGACUUUCCCUUGGGAUCUGACGGCAGGGAGAUGCUCCAGGCCGGGCUGCGCGUGCCACUGGGACCAGCAGGAUCCGAGGGUGUGGCUCCAGUGGGACACCAGCGCCAGGCCCGGCGGUCUCUGACCACGGAGGGGUUCGAGGGCAGAAUUUGGUCCAUUCUUAACCAACAAAGGCUGGGUUUUUCCUCUCGGCAGCACAUGUUUUAUCAGGAUCACAGCAGGCACGCCCUGGGGUUUCUCCCAGCCCUUUAGUGGAUGAAUUUGGCUUUUGUGGCAGCUGUUCCACACUGCUGAAAUCACAGGGCACCGGCAGCAGCAGAGUGUGGACAACCAGCCCUUGCCACCAUGAGAAACACAACGAGCUUUCGGCACUCGCAAUAAGCUCCAUGUUCCCUUCCAGAAGCACAAAUUCCAUGUUCCAGAGGAGCUGACUCUGCAUCCUGCAGAGCUGAUGGACAACGUGACAGUUAGGACCAAACGUCCAAGAAGCGACCACGUGGGCAAAGGUCAUGGUUCAUUUUCACAUCUCCUGCACCCACCACUCCUCUUCCCAGUUCUCUCCAAGCUUUGCUACUGCUGAUCCAUCAGAAUGGGGACAUUUCCAAGCCUCCAGCAGGAAGCAACAAAAUUUGCUAUUGACCAUUAAUGGCUCAUGUGACUGCCCUCCCUGUGCUGGGCAAUGCCGACGCACAUGUUCUUGUCUCUCAAUGCCUGAAAAAUCUCCGGUGGCCUUUCCCAAAAAUAAGACAGAGCUAGACUUGAAUAUAUAGAGCUAUCCAACUUCUUCAAGUCCUUCAUCCCAGAGGGUCUCCAAGGGCUUUUCCAGCAUAACACGAUCUUACUCGUGCAGCCUGUAAAGUGGCAGAGCACUGUUAGCGUCCUGCAGCCACUCUGGGGUGACCCCACCAGCUCACGGCCACUCUAUGCAACAGUCUGGUGCAAGAGGUGUUGAUCACACCCUUGGAGGGACUUGGCAAAGGUGUAACAUGCACAAAUCCCAGCUAAACCCGUGCUGGGACCCAAGAGGACAGAUUGAUUCAUUUAGUUUUCCUUUUCUGGGCAGUCCCCCUCUUCUUUUCUGUCCUCACACCACAAGCAGUCCAAGUAACCUAAACUUUUCCAGUUUGCUUUCAUCAGCUUUUUCCUUCCUGAAAGCUUUUUAAAUAUUCUUUUCACACAGGAGGAUAGGGAACAAAUCUUUCCUUCUCAGGUCCAGAAAUAGAACAACUCCAUACCGCUUUCUUUGCUUACCUUCCUUCUAGUCAUUGACCAAUUAACUUCCAGUCUUCCCUGAUCUCCACCACAUCUUUUAAACAACAGCUGCACUCUGAUUUUGCUGCUUGAUGUUCUAAUUGGUUUUAAUCCAGACAGAAACAAACAGCCUGACACUAGGCACUGGCAGGAAUCCUUGCUUGGCAUGCAGAUAUAGGCACUGUCCUGUGGCCAAAUCCUACAGCUCGAUGGAUGCCGGCUUCUGGCCUUGCUGCUGACUGCAAAUCCUGUGAUUUGUUGCAGGAUUGGCUGCAUCUCUGAAAAGCUGCUCGUGGUGCUCAUCUCCCCAGCUUGGUAAGCUUUGUUCUUCCUUUGUUCCAGGUCCAGAGUUACUGCAGUCAAACAGUGGAAAUGUCUCAGCACUGGCUCUCUGGAGAAAGGUGGAGAUCCCAAGGUUGAUGUUUCAAGGCGUGGUGCUCAGUGGAUCUUUCUCCCCAAAAGGAAUUCAAUUGAUCCAAGUCUGAGGUCUUUAUAUAGAAAAGCUGGUGCUGGAAUCAAGCUUUGCUUUCAAAGGCUGUGAGCUCAGCUGCUCCAGACCCCUCAGGGCUAUGGAACAUUCUCAGAUGGAGAACAUCAGCACUCAAUCCCUUACAAGAGCUUUUCCCAUCAGUUUUCUUUCUGCAGAGCUGGUCUUCUGUAUCUCCAGCACAUCUGGGAGAUGUGCCCUGCUAGGAAAAAGUUUAUUCCUUGAGAGAUGCCAUCUAGAUUUAUGGACCUGUAGUGUCCCCUUGCCCUUGGCCCAUCUGCUUCUUUGUGGCCCCACAGACAUCAAGAGGAAUUGGAUUUUAGAACAACCUCCUGCAGAGUCAGUCUCCAACAAUCCAUCCUCCUUCCCUGUCCCAAGGCCAGCAUGAAAAUAUUUCCAUUUGAUUAAUUAACCAUAGACCUGAUAUAAAUUACCAGAAUCCCACAGAAAUAUCUCAUGGCACAGUGCUCCACCAGCUGUUCAUCUUCCAGUUGUCCACCAAGCUUUGGUUUGCUCAACAGGAACAUGUUUUGGGAUAAAAUAAAAAUCCUCUAAAAAAACUACAAGCUGGGCACAUGCUUUGCUCACACUCACUAGAAACACAUCAGAAGAAUCUCUCUGUAUAGACAGACUUUCCCCUUCCUGCUCUCAGAAGAACAAAUGCCAUGACCAGCUCUAAUUUCCAUCCUUGAAACCAAAUUAAAACAAAACAAAACAAAACAACCAAAAAAACCCAACAAAAACCCUCAAGAUCUAAACCCUGAAAAUAUUCCGCAAAGUCAAGGUGAGGUGGGGAUUUUGCAGGCCAUGGCUGUGGAUUUAUGCAGGACUUUCCAUGACUGUUUUAUUUCCAACGCAAUAAAGAAUAACCAACUUAUUGUAGCAAACCUUGUGCCAGGUGCUAUCUCCCAAAACCUUCUGCAUGGGACAGUCUCCCUGUUCUUUCUCUGCCUCACAGCACUUUGCAGAAUGUUGGAAGGGAAAACACCCCCUUUGCAGAUUGUAAAUAGGGAAAACUAUGGUUUUUUCUUUCUUUUUCUUUCUCUUUUUUCUUCAUUUUCCUUAUCUUAAUUAUUCUUUCUUUCUUUCUUUCUUUCUUUCUUUCUUUCUUUCUUUCUUUCUUUCUUUCUUUCUUUCUUUCUUUCUUUCUUUCUUUCUUUCUUUCUUUCUUUUCUUUCUCUCUCUCUCUUUUUUCUCUUUCUUUCCCCUUUCUUUUUUGUCAUUCUCUUCCUCUGUUUCUCUCUCCUUGAUCUCUAUUUUUUCUAUUUCUCUCUUCUUCUUUCUUUUAUUUUUCUUUCUCUUUCUUUUUUUAAAAAAUUAUCUUACUCAGUGUUGCUGUCUCAACCUCUUUCUUUGCCUUUCUUUCCUUCCUCCUCUCUCUUGUGAGAUGAGGAGCUUCCACUGGCAGCCACUGGAGUCUGUGAAAGCAAAUCCCUUUGCUCUUUCCGUCAUAGCUCCAAAGCUCACUUGAGGGUGUGUUUGUGAAGACCUCACAGAUGUCCCUUUGGAGCAUCUUUGGAAGUGCUUUUCUUCAUGUCCCUGCUCCAUACCUGACUUCCCAAAUCAUCUGACUUCUCUCUUUCACUGGUCUUAUGUCCAGUGUACUUUUCUGACCUUUAACAAGAUGAAAACUGGACUUCAAACAGGAAAAAGAACAUUGUCCCAAGAGUUUGGUGUCCCUCCCACCUUUCAGCAGACAGACACGUCUCUUCUUCUCCCUGGAGCAGCAGGCUGGUACCCAAGAUCCCUGGAGCCUUGCUGUAGUUUUUCCUCACAUUUCUCCCUUCUCCUUCUCUGUGUGACUCCAUCUGCCCACCCAAGGUUCAAUAUCUACCUCACAGGGCUGCUGUGAGACCCUUGUCUGGGAGGUGGGGUAGGAACACUCACCAUUCAUGGAUCAGCUCAUCAGCAUUCCCAAACUCUGUCUUGACACAUCCAUGUUGGCAAAAACCAACUAGAAUGAGUUCUAUUCAUUCCUUUAAUCUGAUGCCAAAAUUUGGGGCUUUUGUAUUGACAUCCCACAGGCAAGUCUGGCUGUGAGAUGUGGAGGAGAUCAGAUAUAGGAAUUCCUGCUCUUAUUCCUGGAAUACAUGAAAUUUCCAACACAACCACAGACAAAGGGGUUUAGUGCCACACUCACUCCCAAGCCACCACCAACAACCUAAUUAUCUUUUCCACCACAAAUUCAGCCUUUGGACUGCAAAACUCACUAAAGAAUGGUGCAAGUGCACAUUUUGUCUGUAUAAAUGAUACCAGUGCUUUCUGUGCCACAGUCCAGGCUGUCCUACAGCACUGCAGGAGCAGCUCAGGAAACGUUUGCUGGUUGCUGUUUGAGAGGAUGUGCAGGGAAAAGUAAUUUUUAAAUAAUUUCUGAGCUUUGACAGUAGUUUAGCACCCUCAGCCAGCCUCUCCUUGACUGUACACACUCCAGUCAAUGGAUUUGGGCUCCAGCAGACAAGAUUUAGGACAUGAAUCCCAGCAACUGUUACUGGAGAGGAAAACUUUGUCACCAUCUUAGCCUACCCCAUAGUCAGCAAAAAAUACUAUUUUAUCCCAAGUUUGAUCUUAAUCAGAAUGAAUGGUUAGCAGGGUGAAAAUCAUUCUUUUCAAGUGCAGGAACUUCUGCUUGGAAUUUCUGCUAGUUUCUUCAAGAGCUCCACUGAGGUGGACUUUUGAAAGCUCUAAGAAAAUUGGAUUAGGGAACAAAAUGGUAAAAAAUAAAAGAAAGAAGAGCAAAAUGCCUGCUCAGGGGUAGAAAAGGAGCCCACAAAAGACCCUCUUGUGAACCAUGUGAACUUGAUUCAGGGAAAACAGUAGGACAAAUUGCCACCUUCCAGCCCCACUGGCAUAUGGAAAUUCUUGGAGCAGCUUUGAGUGGGUCCCUCCCAUUGGAAAGCAGCACUCAGAGAACUUCUGCUUUGUUUGUCUUUGAAAACCAAGUCACAAAUUCAAAAUUAGAAUUGUGAGAGAGCUUUAGAUAAGGUGAAUCAAGUCUUCUGCACAGGGGAGUGGGACAGGAAAGAACUGUUCCAUCCCUUAAGAAUUUCUGUGAAUUUAUUUUUCCAACCCACAUGGAAACUCAGGGCUAACAGCAAACAUGAAAUAAAAACAUGCAAAAUAAUGCAUAUGCCAACAAAAACAGUUUGGCUGUCAUGGAGGGAGAUUGUUUUGAUCUUUCCCUGUUUACAUCCUUUUUUUUUAAUUUAAUAUAUAAAUUAUCCUGCAUUUUGAAACAAAAGCUUUUCUGAAAUGAAAACAAACUGAAGGAAAAUGUCAAAGAAGACAUCCAAGAGCUUCAAAUCACGUCAUUUGUUUCCCAACGGAUGUGAUAUUUUCCAACAGGAAAAGGCCUGAAGUUGGCAUUUCCCAAGAAGUUUUAACUGUGACGCACUGGCUUUUUGUGGAGGAAGAGAAAACAAUUUUCCUUCCCAAAUCUUGACUUUACAGGGUUCUUUUUACAACGGGAUUCCCUUUGAUAUGGGAGCUUGCAGCAACAUUCAGCUGGUGCCACUAGAUUCUUCCUCACAGGAUGGGAACAGCCAAGUUUCCAAGAGGAUCUAAUCCCCAUCAGACAGUGGAGCACCAAGAACAGCACAGGCAGCACCUUCUUAAGUCCUGCCUGCCCUUCAGCCCAGCCAGGAUGGGGCUGUCCCUCCUUUCUGAGGUGGCAAAAUUGCCUUCAAACCAAGCAAACAAAGAAAAUCCACCCUCUGCUUUGUGUGGUUUCACUGGCUGGCAGCCAAACAGCCCAAGCCUUGAGAAGGUUCAUCCAGAGGUUGGCAGGAAGAUUCUCUUUAACUCCAUUUUAACAUAACCACAUUUCUUUUCCUCUUUUGAGUGAAACUUGAAGAGCUCCUGGAAUGCCAAAAUUGGGAAGAAGUCACCAUUAUCCAUCAGGGAAGCCCAUUCUCCCACACCCAGCCCCCAGCAGGACCCUGCCCAUUGCCCAGAAUGAUAAGCACAUGGUAGAGGUUAGAGGGACCAUGACAGCCCCUGGCUGCAGUGACAAAGACAAAAAGCACACUUGAGAUUAAAGCACACCUCCAAGCCUGCUCCACGAUCCUGAUAAAACCCGCUGCCCAGGAGGGAAUUCCCCACUGCCUCUCCUCCAAGGUCCCAAGCCCACACUCACACUUCCCCCUCUGCCCCUCUCGCUCUGUGGUUUCUCAUCUCGACGUCACCCCCCUCUCCCAGGCCAGGCUUACUCCAGGAUAUUCCACCCAGCUCAGCUCUUGCUUCACCACCAGCGAGGAAGGAGUCUGCAGAAGGUUCCUGUGUGCCAAGGGGGGAUUUUCCUGGGAUCAUGAAGACCCCUGGGAGCUGCAGGGGAGCCCAAAAUGGUGUCAUCAGGGCUGAUCUCCAAGCCUGCGUUCCCCUUUGGAGAAGAAGCUGUUUUGUUAGACCUGGCCUGGAGCUUUGCAUCAGAUCUGGGCUUGUGCACUUGCCUCUUCCUUGUCCCAUUUGUAGGCUUUGGUUUCUGAGCCGUUUUCCUUUUUUGCACUGUCAGGAAUUUCUUUACCAGUGUUUAAUUGUUGUCAGCUGCAAAAUGUUUGUUAAGCCUCUCCACCAAGCUCUUUAAGUGAACGUCAGUGGCUGUCUUCCCUUGGACAAUAAUGAAUGUAUAUAUCGUAAGUGCAGACUAUACAGAAAAGUGGCUAAGUCAAGGAUCAGAGGGUUUUGUAAAGCCUGUUUAUUUUUUUAAAUAAGUUUGAGCAUUUAUAUUUUACCACCAUUUACGUGGUUUUGGGGAACCCAGAUUGUGUCAAGAUCUCAUGCCAAAACAAGCCAAAAGUUGUUUGAUUUCAACCUUUUCUUCCAUGAACCAUAUUUUAAAUGAUAUUUUGUCAUUUUAAAUGUUUUAUUGAAACAUGUACUGAUGAAAAAAAAAAGAAAAAAAAAGAAACAAAAUGUCAUCUUGACAAAAGAUUUAUACAUGAAUCAGAAAGUAUUUAUUUCAAUUUUGUACCUUUCCAUUUUAAUACAUUAUAAUGUAUUGACUCAACCGAGAUAAUAUAAACAGUUCAUUUUAAUAACA